This is a messenger RNA of Notodromas monacha, 5985 nucleotides long. NCBI's taxonomy places the organism in Eukaryota, Metazoa, Arthropoda, Ostracoda, Podocopida, Cyprididae. The record is from the annotation of a GenBank genome assembly.
AUGAGUUUGUCGCGUGGUACUUCAUUGGCGUUCGGGAAGCCGUUUGCUAUCGUGUACGUACGUAUGGCAUUCAGCAUCAGGAAAUUCCAUGGAUUGGCUGUCGCCCUUGGUUGCAAUGAUGCUACCGGUUGUGGCGACGCGUUCGCAUUGGAUGGCCCCGGUUGGGGUUCACUUUCUGUGUGGUCGGUGAUCAUUGCGGGUCGUCGUCAAUCGGCUGAGCCCCCAAUCGACUACCCCGACGCGAAUCCGCUGAGGCCAGGUCCGCGACAGUCGGUCAACUCGAUGAAUCUCGACCGACUCUUGGCAUUGGACCAGCAGCAUCAGCAUCGUCGGAGCCGCCAUCAUCAUCAUCACCAAGACGAGACUGGCGGCGGUGGUGGUGGUGUCGGAGGAGGAGGAGGAGUCAUGAGUGGUGGUGGAGGAGGAGGAGGAGGGAGACGACGGCUGCCAUCCACGAACCCGCCGCACAACGCGUCAUUGUCGUCGUCGUCAUCGUCGUCUUCAACUCGGGAUCAGCAUCACUACUCGGUGGAAUUGUCAUCGGCGGCGGUGGCGUUGCAGUCGGGUCGGAUGCGAGCCGAGUCGGACACGUCGUCGGCCUACUCGGGCUCGGACACGAUGGGCUCAUCUGCCCAGACUUGCUCCAGCGAAAACGACGACCUGGACUACAACGUCUAUGGGAAAACAAGACUCAACUUGGUGUCAAUUCAACUUAGGGACACUCUUGAUGCACCAAUUAUGUGUGCAUCUGGGGGUAUCACUGUAAGUUGCCGGGACACGGUGCGAGAGUGUCUGGAGACGGACCCGACGGAGCGGUCGGCCGACGAUAUCGACGUCCUGCUCGAGUUUACGCAGCAACUCAAGGCCUUCUCCAACAUGACGAUGGCCGUGCGACGGGCCCUCUGCGCCGACAUGGUUCUUGCUGUGGUCGAGAAGGCCGGGACGAUCGUCAUGAACGACGGCGAGGAGCUGGACAGCUGGACAGUGAUCGUCAACGGCACGGUGGAGAUUGACAUGCCGGACGGUGGCAAGAGACUGGAACUGGGCCUGGGGGACUCGUUCGGGAUCACGCCGACGAUGGACAAGAUGUACCACAAGGGCGUGAUGCGGACCAAGGUGGACGAUUGUCAGUUUGCGUGCAUCACGCAGACGGACUACUACCGGAUCCUGCACCAGGGCGAGGAGAACACGCUGCGCCACAUGGAGGGCGACCAGACUGUGUUGGUAACGGAACAGCGGGCUGUGGACGGCGGGAAUCGACAGGGCCACAUCAUCAUCAGGGUGGGAGCACCUAGAGAAGGAAACAAGAAAAAGACUUGGAUCACAGUGAAUGCCCCUCCACUGAAGGAGCUGCCGCACGGGAAUUUGGGUGCUGGUAGUUUGGACGACUCCCUGUGCCAGUCGAGCCUGUUGUCGUCGGGUCGAGGCUCGUUGUAUCACAGCCAGUCCAACCCGGACUUGUCGAGUCUCAGUCUGGACGAGGUGCCGGGCUCGUUUUCCUCGGGGUCUUCAUCUUCAGCCGCGGCGGCCUCAACGACGACGACGCCAGGAAUGCAUUUCCCUUCGUCGUCGUCAUUUGGAACAGGAACAGCGGCAAUGUCGAUGACGUCGUCACACUCGUCGCGACACAAUGCUGGUGGUGGUGCUGGUGCUGGACUGGACCAUCAUCCCGAGCACGUGCUCAAGAUUUACAAGUCUGACCAGAGCUGCAAGUAUUUGCUCAUCAACAAGGAGACGACUGCCCGUGAAGUUGUGAUGCUGGCCCUGCGGGAAUUCGGCAUCCAGGAGGGCCUCAGCUCCGACUACUGUCUCUGCGAAGUUUCGGUGACGCACGGGACGCUGAUGAAGCAGCGCCGGCUGCCGGACAUGCUGCAGAACCUGGCGGAGCGGAUCGGACUCAGCAGUCGCUACUACCUCAAGAACAUCCGAGUGACGGACCCGCUGGUGCCUGACGAGAUGGCGGCCGAGCUGGCCCGCGAAAGCAACGUGAGCCUGCUGCAUCUGCGUGCCGUCGAGGUGGCCACGCAGCUCACGCUGCAAGACUUUGCCAUCUUCCGCCAGAUCGAGGCCACCGAGUACGUGGACGACUUGUUUUACAACCAGAGUCGGUCUCGCUACGGGCUGCCCUUGCUCACCAAGUUCUCUCAACUGGUCAACACAGAAAUGUUUUGGGUCGUGAGCGAAAUCGUGGUGGAGCACAAUGUAGUGAAACGGGCCCGGCUCGUGAAGCAGUUUAUCAAGAUUGCUCGUCAGUGCAAGGAAUGCAGGAACUUGAACUCGAUGUUUGCCAUCCUGUCUGGCCUCGGCCACGGCGCCGUGACGCGCUUGAAGAACACGUGGGACCGUCUGCCGCAAAAGUACGUGAACCUGUUUGCCGACAUGCAAAUGCUGAUGGACCCCUCGCGAAACAUGGCUAAAUAUCGGAACUUGUUGGCAAGUGACAGUGCCCAGCCGCCGAUGAUCCCGUUUUGGCCCGUGGUCAAAAAGGACCUAACCUUCAUCCACUUGGGCAACGACACGAUGGUCGACGGCCUGUACAACUUCGAGAAACUCCGCAUGAUUGCCAAGGAGGUCCGGGCUCUCAUCAAUAUGUGUUCUGCUCCUUAUGAUCUGCUGACGAUGCUGGACUUGGGCGGGCAGCCAGCAAGCGCAGCCAUGGUGACGAUGAAUCAGCUGACGACCGGAGGCCAGUCCUCGCUGUCGACCGUCAAACGCCGCAAAAAGUCCAUCGCGACGCCGAACCCCAAGAAGAUGUUUGAGGAGGCUCAGAUGGUGCGUCGUGUGAAGGCCUACUUGGGCAACCUGAAGGUGACGACGGACGAGGACCAGCUGCACCGCAUGUCGCUCGAGUGCGAAGGCGGCGGGAACCUGGGCGGCAGCAGCGCGGCCCUGGGGUCCGGCUCCAACUCGGCCACGCUGCGACGCCGCCAGCCGUCGCCCACGCUGUCGACGGCGUCCAGCAACUCGCAGACGUCGAUCCAAUCUGAUCCGCGGAAGCCCAAGUUUGGCGCCGCGUCGCCGCAGUCGGUGAAGAAGCUGCUGUCCCUCAGCGAGCCCAAGACGAGGCCGUAUCAGCCGCCGAAGCCGCCGUCUGCCGCGUUGUCAUCGUCGUCCCUCUCGCUGCCUUUGUCUCUGAAUGGGGCGGCGACGACCACCACCACCACCACCGCCGCCGCCGCCACUGGGGGCGGUGGUGGUGGAGUAGUUGGUGGUGGUGGCUUGCACGAGUCGUCGGUGUCGCUGCCGUGUCACUCGCCGGCUGCCGCGAGGAAGGGUUCGUCGGUGUCGCUGUCACUGCACGCGACGCACGGCAGUUUCCUGCAUUUCGGCAGUCGGGGCGGACUGGGACUGGCCAUGCACCAGCACGAACGGAGUCACUCGGACACGCCGUCGUCGCUGCUCUUGCCGGUCGACCUCACUAUUGAAAGCACGAGCGUCACGAGUCUCAACAGCCUGCCUUUCCGCAACAAGACUCUGGCCACAGGAGGAGGAGGAGGAGGGACAGGUUGUAGUUCAUCAGAGACUGGGAACACGGCCCAUGUGUCGGGAUCGCCCGACACGGACUCGGGCCAAGGAGACACGCAAUCCAACAGCUCUAGUGACGCCUCAACCAGUGGCAGGGCCACAUCAGGAGCCGUCCCAGGGCUGCGACAUCCGUCUCCGCCCCCACCUCCUCCGCCACAAAGACGCUUCUCUGCACACCCAGCACUGGCUACUGGCCCAAUGGUGCGACCCAGACGACCGCCUGAUUACACCCCGCCGCCGCCGCAUGCCUUCCAUCAGCCGCAGGCUCACCCGAGAUCCAUGGUGAACCGGACGCAGUCGCACGACAACAGUGAUAACCCAGUCGUGUGUUCGCGCUAUCUGGACACGACGGAUGCUAGAGAAGGAAACAAGAAAAAGACUUGGAUCACAAUGAAACGGCGCAAGUGUCGGCCGUGUGACAAGAAGAUUGGAUCUGCCUUGCUUUUCUCGAGCCGCCUUUUUGGAGAUUCGUCGUCGUCUUCUUUGGUGUUGGGAAGUACAUGUGUGGACAAGGUGGCCCUGUAUGCUGCAAAACCUAUUGAAUCCAUGGAAGAUCUGGACAAAAACUUGGAACAUGAAGACAGGUGCAUUUUGAUGGGGAUUCCUCCUGCAAGUCAGCAUUUGAGAAGACACAGAGAGAUGGUUCGACAUGCUUUGGUGACUGAAGAGGAUUUGAAGGAUGGAAAAGUGGCUAUUAUGAAGAUGGAUGAAACUGCCAAUGAUGUUCAUCCUCCUUGUGAUGUCCAUGGUUUUCCAAGUAUCUAUUUGGCACCCAUGAAGGAUGCCAGGGACAAACCUAAGAACAUGACCAGCACACUGAAAUUCAUAACUGGAUUCAUCUCAUUCAAAAUCCUGAUAUCUGUCAUCCAUGCAGUUGAAUUUCAAGCAAGCCUGAACCCACCAGAUGAAUUCCGCUCCAAAGCAACCCUGGAGGCAUGUGUGAAACUUUGUGUUAGGGUGGACCCAUCCACAGGUAAAUUGUCAUUCAAUGGAGGCCACCUGGAUUGUGUGGAUGCUUGCAGGCAACAAUACAUGGCCACAUCUCCAACACCCCUACUCACAAUGCCUGCAGCAGUCAACACUAUCCCUGCAGUGGAGUACAGUAGUAGCAAUGGCAAUCCUUCUGCACAAGAGGUUUCUUUCUUGGACCAGGAGGGACCAGCAGAGAUUUCAACCAUUUAUUCCACUUUGAUGAGUGGAUGGAAAGUUCUGGAGGAUUUGUGUGACAUCUUCAAUAGGGCCAGAAUGUUCAAAGUGCCUGGCAUAAGAGAGCUGUCAGACAAGGACAUCAUGUGCAAUGUUCUGGAGGCAACUGGUCAACCCAAUUUCAACAAGGCCACCUGCAUGACCUCUUCCAAAGUUGAAGACCUGCUUAGGGGCUGCAAACAAAUGACCAUUGCCAAAAUGGCCCACAGCAGUGAUGAUGAAAUGGUCCUCAAAAUGGCCAACCUCCUCAAUGAAGAAGUGGUCAAAAUCAAGGCCAGACAACACCAACAAAAAACCCCUAGUCUCUUCCAACAAGAUGCCCAACAGUGUCAGGAAGCAGCUUCACAAAGACUGGCACUCUGUGUAAAUGAAGACUACCUCAAAAGCAAGGAAUUAGACACUGUCAAGGCUCUGCAAAAGGAUAUAUCUGACAAGCAGGAGCUCAUCAGGCAACUGGAAAAGAAAUCUGGUUGUUCAGCAGCAGUUCCUGAAGACACAACAACUGUUGGGCAUCUGGAACCCAUCAUCAUUUCAUCCAACGACUUGACUCGCAGUUCCUGUCUCAGAGACCUGAAGUUACUCAGGCACACCAUGAACAGGAUCAUAGCUUCUUUGGAAUCCAAAUACCAGGUCUUGAAUCAAAGGAAAUGCAAUGCUGGAGAAGAAAGGGAAUUGGUGUUGAAAGAUGAUGGUGAUGAAGGAAAAGGGACUACUUAUCUGGUGGACAAUGAAUAUUACUCAUCAGCAGCUCCUCAACUCAGGGGCUUCAUUCAAGUUGACCCAGAGAAAAAGACCAAUGCAACACUCAUCAUUCAAGCUCUUGUCACUUCAACUCCAACCCAAACUCAGUGAAAACAUUUUUAUUUUGAAAGUGGAAAAAACAAAUUUCAGAAAAGGAAAACUGCUGCUCAUUGACAGACCUUGUGGAAAUAAAAGGAGCCUCAAAGAUUUUACCAGAGUGAAUGGAGAUUUUUUCGAAAAUGGUUGGAAGUUGAUUUUUCCUAAGGCUUCAUUGGAGAAUCACUCCAUCUGUUCCUGGGACACAAAAUACAACUGAAAAACUUUUCUGGACAAAUAACUGAUGACAAUUGAUUACUCUUGCCUCCUCUCCACAUUUAUCAAUGCUUUGUAAAGUUGAAUGGGACUAUGAUGAAUGAAAACAGCACUCAAAAAAGAUUGCAUGCAGAAAAAAAUAUUCACUUAUAUAAUGUAACUAAAGAAAAAUUCAGCAUUUGAACAAUGGAAACAAACAAG